GGUCAUGGUCAUGAUGCUCAGGUCAUGCUGGUGGUCGUGUAUUCCUAUCGCCAAGAUAACACACCUUAAGCCUACCUACAAUCAUGAGCUCAGAAAGAGAGACAGAUAUUCGGCGUUUCCAACGUCAUGUCGGUGAAUUUCUCGUAACUCGAUAUCCAUUUUUCUCAGCAUUAUGCCUAGCAUUAGUCUGUUCUGAGAGAGCAUCCAAGGAAACGUAUGAAGGAUUUCCAAGAGAGUACAUAUUUAUCUACUGUCUAUCAAGUCUAAUUGUUGGCAGUAUGAUGGGUUCGAAAACACAGCGUUCCUUGUUUGCACUGAUUGGGUCUGCUAUCUACAUGGUACAUUGCAUCCUAACCCAGACAGCACAUAUAGAUAUGAAUGAAUGGCUAAGAGCUCGUCUUAUAUCCCGUGACACUGCCCUCAUUGGCUGUAACUUUGUCCUUGCUAGCCGUGCCCAUGAAAAUCUGAUACGCAAAUAUCGUCUACGGAACCUCUUCCCUACUGGUUGCCAAAUUCUUGCCCUCCACAUUAUGUUCUACAUAGCUCUACUUUUUUACAGUCCCGAGGAUAAGAAGGCAUUUCUAUCGCACAUAUUACUAGGCAAUAUUCUAUUACCAUUGUAUAUGUGCAUCGGAGUGACGAGUGCGAUAUUACAGAUGUCGAAUAUUAAAGUAUCAACUACAUCGAUGAUAAUCAUCGUCCUGCAUAUAAUCUUGCUAUUUUGCAUUGACUGUGACUUCAAGUACUGGACGUCUCGUAAAGUUGAAUAUUGGACACAAGUUGAGAUUGUUGCCAAAGAUUGUGCCAUUCUUGGUGGCCUGUUGUUGAUAAAUUAUACGUCAAUCUUGAAGAAAAGGUCAUAGUGUUGGGGAUCUCAUGUGUUGAAAUUAGCA
This is a messenger RNA of Anneissia japonica, 893 nucleotides long. RefSeq lists its product as uncharacterized. The record is from RefSeq and is a predicted model, not a curated record. Gene Ontology annotation, biological process: positive regulation of canonical NF-kappaB signal transduction. The transcript is spliced from 3 exons. Bases 84 to 863 code for a protein of 259 amino acids. Lineage: Eukaryota; Metazoa; Echinodermata; Crinoidea; Comatulida; Comatulidae.